UUUCAGUUGAGCCUUUGGAGAUUACCCAGAACAAGCACGGAUAAUCAGCCAGACGGAAGGAUAAACAUUUUAAAAAAUGAUUUUUCGUUAUAACCACUGAAUAUGAUUUUUCACGAUAUUACACUCUGUAAAUUUAUUACUUGUAUAGAUGUUGGCCUUCAGAAGUAAUUACUAAGCAAGUAUUCGGUUAAUGUCCAUAAUCUCUUGAACUUAAGACUUUAAUGCAUAGUUGGAGACAAAUUCAAAUACAUACCUACUUGGUAUAGAGGUAAUUUUGGCUCGGAACAUCUUACGAGACGCGUAGAACACAAUUUUAGGUGUAGCUUAACUUUAGUAAUAGACUCUUUUGUUCACAUACUGAUUUGAAAAUCAACUUUAUAAAAUCUUUUAUACGAAGUAAACUUCACAAAGUUAGUGCGACAAACUAGUUGUACGUUAGCAAAAAAUGCAGCAAAAAACAUGAGAACGAAAUAGUUGGUAAGAAGUCUUUUUUAUAAAAGACGAUAUAGGCUACGCUAAUUCCGUAACAUUAAAAAAACAAUGUAUCAAAAUGUCUUCAAGACAAAUUGCAUUACUUCUAAAGCAAGGAAAAUUAAAAUGCUAUCGCCUAUUGUAAUUGAUGAAACUUUCAAAAAACCAUUUGGUAUAAUGAAUAAACUACCGCUUCAUCUUGAUGUCUUAUGUUGUUUUGUUCGGGAUCACUCACUCAACUUGAUGUUUUAAAAUAUUUAAAAUAAAUUCAUUUGCAAAUUGAUGGGUAUUACUAUAACAUUUACAAUAUACGACCUAAACCCAAACCGUAAGUUUAAAAGAAAGUUUUAAUAUUCAUAAAGGUAAAGAUUCUAUCCCAAGACCAGUCAAGUCUACUUAUUGCAAAAGUUUUUCAAUGAGAAAAUAAUUACAUAGUGCUUAAGUUGUUUUCAGUGAAAACUAUGUGUCUGCCAGGCAGCACACAGCAUUAGUGAGGUACAAUUGGUUGUUUGAACUUCAAAACAAAUAUUUUUAUAGUUUACAUUUUUAAAUUACUUAACGGAUUCGAUAAUGAUUCAGCACUAUAAGUUAAGUAAUUCAGAUCAGUGAAGGUGGUGACGUGUGCGCCGGCCGCGGCCCGUCGCCCUCUCGACGUCGCCGAGGGGCGAGUGGACGCGAUGUAAGAAAGUAAUUGUUUGGCUCGAGCAGAAGCAAUCUCUCGCUGCCGCGGGAACGCGCCAUAUAAAAGCCUCUCUGUGCACUUGUUGCUCGAUAGUUUUUACUCGCACUUCGAACGCACACUUCAUUUCUCCGCUAUGAAGUUACUGAAAUGUAUUACUCUACUAUGUUGCACAUGCAUAGCUUUCGCCUCUGAACACAAGCACAUAAUCCCCGUGGAGAACUACGACACAGAACUUCAGGAUCUGGGUCAGCAUGUGGAGAUACCGGAAACUCCUGUUAGAGUUGUAAAAAUUACAAAGACCAUCGCUGUUAAAAUUCCCGUACCCUAUCCCGUGAAAGUAUUGGAAAAAGUACCUUAUCCAGUGCACGUGUCAAAACCGUAUCCUGUGCCAGUCCCGCAGAUCGUCAAGGUGCCUCAUGUGAUUACUUCAAAGGACAAACUCGGCCACGAAGCAUUGGACAGUCCUUACCAGGGCCACGGUCAAUUCGGUGGAAACGCUUACCAAGUACAAGAACAUGCAUCUGAUGGGUACGGUCCUGACUCUGAAAAUGUAUAUCACGGUGACGGAGGUUACGGAAGCGGAUCACAAGCAGCCGGCGACGAGCACUCGCAGCAAAGCUCCAACGAAGAGUUCGCGGGCGGCCUCUACGAACACCCCGCCAACCACGAACAUGUUAACGCAUUCGAUUCCAGUAGUUACGAUCAAGCUAUUAAAAACUAUUUAGAAAAUCAUGGUUCUGGUAAUCAAGCAUCUGUGUCACAUUAUUAAUUUAAAUGAAAAUGUAUAAAUCUCUGACGAACAUUAUGUAAACAUGUACAUAAUUACCGUUUUUGUAUCUGUGAUCUUCAGAAAUAACUAUAAAACUCUUUGUAUUAGUGUUUGAUAAGCCAAACCGUUCCAAACAUAAUGCCCAAAUAGUCUGAUUCUUAUGUUUUGUUGUUGCUACAUGUGUAUGUACUAAUGAUAAGUUGUUAUUUAUAGUGUGAUCGGUGUUGCGUCGCUUGUAUAUAUGAGAAAUACAAAAUAUAAAAACCAAAACGUUUUUUAUUAUGACGUAAGAAAUCUAUAAACUUUGCAUAUCCAAAUUAACUGUAUACCAUAAUAAACUAUAUAAAUGUCAAAAAUAUAAUAAUAAAAUGUAGAGAAACGCGUCUAGCGUCAUUGCGCCCCACGAUCGGACGAAGCGCUGCGGAAUACAAGGAAAACCCGAACAUUCCGACACAUUACAAUAAAUAAAGUACAAAUACUUUCCUUCCGCAUGGCAAGAAAGGUUUGCACUCAUAAAAUGAUUAU
Messenger RNA from Papilio polytes (common Mormon), 2447 nucleotides. RefSeq lists its product as uncharacterized. The record is from RefSeq and is a predicted model, not a curated record. The transcript is spliced from 2 exons. Lineage: Eukaryota; Metazoa; Arthropoda; Insecta; Lepidoptera; Papilionidae. The coding region runs from base 1287 to 1922 and encodes 211 amino acids.